Molecule: messenger RNA, 1527 nt
Organism: Coffea eugenioides
Lineage: Eukaryota; Viridiplantae; Streptophyta; Magnoliopsida; Gentianales; Rubiaceae
Product: isoflavone 3'-hydroxylase-like
Exons: 2
Coding region: 1-1527 (508 amino acids)
Molecular function (GO): heme binding; iron ion binding; oxidoreductase activity, acting on paired donors, with incorporation or reduction of molecular oxygen
Source: RefSeq, a predicted model, not a curated record
AUGGAGUUGACUUAUUCUCUUACUGCAUGCCUUGCAAUUUUCGUUCUAUUCAUCUUCAACAUUUUGCUAAGAAAACUAGCAUCUUGCGCAAAAAACCAACCCCCAAGUCCACCUUCACUUCCUCUUAUAGGCCACCUCCAUCUUCUGAAAGAACCACUCAACCAGACUCUACAAUCACUUUCGGCUAAGUAUGGUGAAAUCUUGCUUCUCAGGCUAGGCGUCCGUAAGGCCCUUAUCGUCACCUCACCAUCAGCAGUCGAAGAAUGCUUCACCAAGAACGACAUCAUCUUUGCGAACCGCCCUCGAAGCCUUUCAUCAAAACACUUCAGUUACAACUACACCACCAUCAGCGUAGCCCCUUAUGGAGAUCAUUGGCGAAAUCUUCGCCGUUUAGCAGCAUUGGAGAUUUUCUCUCCAGCUCGUAUUGCUGUUUUCACAGGUACUCGAAAAACGGAACUGAUGCUGCUAUUAAGGGAACUGAUGCACAAGUGUAAUGAAGGUGGAGGAUCAACAAAAGUGGACUUGAAGUCUAAGUUUGUUGAGCUUGCUUUCAAUAUUCUUUCGAUGACUAUGGCUGGAAAGAGGUAUUAUGGAGAGAAUGUGGCGGAUGCCGAGGAGGCGAGAAAGGCGAGGUUUUUGAUCAGGGAAAUGCUUGAGAAUAGUGGAAGGUCGAACCUUGGGGAUUAUCUGCCUUUCUUGAGGUGGGUGGAUUUUAAGGGAUUGGAAAAAAGAUUCACAACUUUGAUGCAAAGGCUUGACAAGUUCAUGCAGGACAUGGUGGAUGAGCGUAAGCAACUUUUAGCAGCUGGUAGUAACGGAAGUGCCACCAUGAUAGAUCAUUUGCUCUCGUUGCAAGAAAAUGAACAUGAAUAUUAUUCAGAUGAGCUGAUAAAAGGAAUUAUAAUGGUAUUAUUGAUUGCUGGAACAGAUACACUGUCAAUAAGCCUGGAGUGGGCAAUGGCUCUGCUCCUCAACCAACCUGAAGCCAUCAAGAAGAUCAAAGCUGAGAUAGAUGCUCAUGUUCCAGAAGACAGGCUUUUAGAAGAGCAAGACUUGCCAAACUUGACUUAUCUACACAAUGUAAUCAAAGAGACCCUGCGUUUGUAUCCACCAGUUCCCCUUCUGAUCCCUCAUGAGGCCUCUGAAGACUGUACUGUUGCGGGAUAUCAUGUAUCGAAAGGUACAAUGUUGCUGGUGAACUUAUGGGCCAUCCACAGAGACCCCAAGCUCUGGGAAGAUCCAACUAAGUUUAUACCAGAGAGGCACCAGGAGAGGAGAGACGAUGGAUUUACAAUGCUUCCUUUUGGUGCCGGACGGCGAGGAUGCCCUGGUGCGGGGAUAGGAACUAGGGUGCUUGGAUUGGUUUUAGGAACACUUGUUCAGGUGUUUGAGUGGGAGAGAACUAGUGAAGAGAUGGUGGACAUGACUGAAGGCAGGGGCUUUAGCAUUCCAAAAGUCAAGCCCUUGGAAGCUAUAUGCCGACCUCGACAAGCAAUACUUCAACAUCAUUCUUUAGUGCCACGUUGA